AUCACCAACCUGAAGCAGCGCGGCAUGCAGUUCAUGGACGUGCCAUCCAGCUACUACCAGGUGCUGCGGGAGAGGCUGAAAACUGCCAAAAUCAAAGUGAAAGAGAACAUUGACAAGCUGGCGGAACUGAAAAUCCUGGUGGAUUUUGAUGAGAAAGGCUACUUGCUCCAGAUCUUCACCAAACCAGUUCAAGACAGACCCACAGUCUUUCUGGAGGUGAUCCAGCGGCACAACCACCAGGGCUUCGGUGCUGGGAACUUCAAGUCUCUGUUUGAAGCAAUAGAAAUGGAUCAAGAUGCCAGAGGAAACCUGACCAUCUUGGAGCCCAACGGGGAGACCAAGCGCAUCUAG
Messenger RNA from Antrostomus carolinensis (chuck-will's-widow), 351 nucleotides. RefSeq names its product 4-hydroxyphenylpyruvate dioxygenase. NCBI's taxonomy places the organism in Eukaryota, Metazoa, Chordata, Aves, Caprimulgiformes, Caprimulgidae. Gene Ontology annotation, molecular function: 4-hydroxyphenylpyruvate dioxygenase activity. Gene Ontology annotation, biological process: L-tyrosine catabolic process. Gene Ontology annotation, cellular component: endoplasmic reticulum membrane; Golgi membrane. The record is from RefSeq and is a predicted model, not a curated record. The transcript is spliced from 3 exons. The annotation marks the transcript as partial.